AUGGAGCUGCCCAAAAUCACAGCUGGCAAGAUGGACGAGGAAAUCCACCCACUCCCCCGGUUCACAGGAUGGUACAGGCCUCCGACUGAUGGAGAAUCCCCGCUCGAUCCAGAAUGGGGAGGAGAGGCAGGAGAUGGCUCCCCUGGCGAACAAACUCCAGGCAACACCGGCCAGUCGGAUAAUGACAAACGACAAGAAGGAGAUGCAUCCAACAUGCCUGAUCUUGUGUCGGGUAGUAAGCUCUGGGAGGUACCCAUAGCCCUCUUUGGAUCUUUCUCCAACCACACGACUAGCCUGGAAUGGGAGCCACAGUGUCAAUAUCCCCACCUGCAGGACGGCAUCAGAAUCACAGCCGACAUUCCCCCAAGACUGGAGGGCAGCUGGGUGUCAACAAGAUGUGAAGUUCGGCCUGGCCCUGAGUUCCUGACCCGUUCCUACACCUUCUACCCAAACCGCCUGUUCAAAGCCCUGCAACACUACUACACUGACAGUGGGUGCGAGGAGCCCGCAUACUCUCUGGUGGUCCGGGGCAAGCUCCGUCUGCGCCAGGCGUCCUGGAUCACCAGGGGUGCCACCAAGACCGAGCACCACCUCCACAAAGUGGGCAUUGUCAUCCACAGCCCAGGUGCAAUGCACCAGCUGGCCGCCCGUCUACCCUCCAUGUGUGUGGGCCUCACCUUGGGUGGCAUGGUGCCCGGGCGCCUGUACGAGCUGUACAACGCCCGGGCAGGGAGGGACUGUCUGGGUGCCUCGGGGUACUCAAUGAUGGAGUUGGGCUUGGUGAGAGUGGAGACCCAGCAUCAGCCCCAUGGAGGUCUGGUUCAGGAGCUCUUCCUUGGGGACGUGCACACAGACUGGACCCAGAGGACAUACUAUCGACCAAUGGGCUACCAGCAGCCACUGCAGAAUGCUAUGCACCACAUCCACCCCUGCCCAGCGUGCGCCUUGCUGUUCCGGGCCUCAGAACAGCGCCCCCCCGUGUUACCCCAUGUCCCUGCAGCAACGCCUCUGUCCUUGGACGGCCGAUGGGUGAGCCAACGCUGCGAAGCCCGGCCCGCCGUCCUCUUCCUCACCCGAGACUUCACCUUCCGCCCAGAUGAACAUUCCUGGGAAGGCCUCUACCGCCACUACUCGGAACCCACUUGCAGCCAGCCCACCUUCACCCUGCGGGCUUCGGGCCACUACGCCCAGGGAGGCCCCUCAGCCAAAGUGGCGGGAGGGACUGAGUUCGUCUUCAAGGUAACCCGGGUCAGAGUCACCGUUCUGGAAGGGGCCACGGCCAGGGUGCUCAACGAGACCAGGCGGGGCAGCUGCGGGAAGGCGGGGGGGUGGGAGGUGGGAGUGGAGCAGGACGUGACCCCCACGGAUGGGUGUACCGUCCUGGGGAUCAAGCUGCCGCACAAGGAGUACGAGCUGUUCAAGACGGAGCUGGACCAUCGACGGCGCACUCUGCUGUUCAUCGGCGAGAGGCCGACGGAUGGCUCCAGCCCUGACCGGCCCCAGAAGAGGCCCACGUCUUACCAGGCCGCCCUGGUGCAUUGUAGCGAGGAAGACACCCCCACGUCGCAACGCCACACCAACCAGCUCAAGCUAGCAGCUAGUGGAACCAAUAACCUACCAUGGCUCCCUUGCUUUGUCCUAGUACUGGUCUCUUUACUGUGGGGUUGGUACUGUGUGUUCUAG
Molecule: messenger RNA, 1683 nt
Organism: Salvelinus namaycush (lake trout)
Lineage: Eukaryota; Metazoa; Chordata; Actinopteri; Salmoniformes; Salmonidae
Product: protein APCDD1-like
Exons: 5
Coding region: 1-1683 (560 amino acids)
Biological process (GO): negative regulation of Wnt signaling pathway
Cellular component (GO): plasma membrane
Molecular function (GO): Wnt-protein binding
Source: RefSeq, a predicted model, not a curated record